Messenger RNA from Hibiscus syriacus, 1895 nucleotides. RefSeq names its product GTPase HflX-like. Bases 80 to 1702 code for a protein of 540 amino acids. The transcript is spliced from 13 exons. The record is from RefSeq and is a predicted model, not a curated record. Gene Ontology annotation, cellular component: cytoplasm. Lineage: Eukaryota; Viridiplantae; Streptophyta; Magnoliopsida; Malvales; Malvaceae. Gene Ontology annotation, molecular function: GTP binding; ribosome binding.
AUGUUUAAAAAUUGAAGAUUGCACGAGUAUCAGUUUCGGGGCGAAGAAGUUACUGCAAUCCCAGCAAAAGGAUUUUACGAUGAGCUUAUGUUUUUGUUCACUUAUUUCUCCUUCACCUUUAAUUUACGAGGCCAAAUUUCCAUGGAAUUUGAAUCUUAACCGCUCUAUUGGCCGUCCUUAUAACAAUAACAGGAGUAUUGUUGCGAGGGUCACUCAACGAGGAUACGAAGUGGAUAGUGUUUCGUCCCAAAGUCCGAUAAUUGAGGCCGAGGAAAAAGAGGAUGUGGUCGAUAAAAGCGUUAGUGGAGUCGUCGUCAAUGAACCGGUGGAAGAUACUCCAAAACCGGUAAGAUUUAGGAAGAAGAGAGACGAAGAUGACGGCAGUAAUGAUGAAAGCUUUGAGGAUAGGUUCAAGUUACGAAACGGCAAGGAGGUUUUUGAAGAAAAAGCUUAUUUAGUCGGCGUGGAGCGAAAAGGCGAGAUAUCGGAUUCGUUUGCUAUCGAGGAGUCCCUUAAAGAGCUGGUUCAGCUGGCCGACACUGCUGGGCUUAUGGUCGUCGGUUCUACUUAUCAAAAGUUAGCUUCACCGAACCCGAGGACAUACAUAGGAUCGGGAAAGGUUGCAGAAAUUAAGAGCGCAAUCCGUGCUUUUGAGGUUGAGACUGUAAUAUUUGAUGAUGAACUCUCACCGGGACAAUUGCGCAAUUUGGAGAAGGCCUUUGGUGGGGAUGUUAGAGUAUGUGAUCGGACUGCUCUAAUCCUGGAUAUCUUCAAUCAGCGAGCUGCAACACAUGAAGCAGCUUUACAGGUUGCAUUGGCCCAAAUGGAAUACCAAUUGCCACGUCUUACUAAAAUGUGGACACACCUUGAGCGUCAAGCUGGAGGCAAGGUGAAGGGUAUGGGUGAGAAACAAAUUGAAGUGGACAAACGUAUCUUACGUACUCAAAUUGGAGUUCUUAAAAAAGAGCUUGAAUCUGUCAGGAAACAUCGAAAGCAAUAUAGAAACCACCGGUUUUCUGUUCCUGUUCCUGUAGUAUCUUUGGUUGGGUACACAAAUGCUGGUAAGAGUACACUUCUAAAUCAUUUGACUGGAGCUAAUGUUCUGUCUGAGGACCGACUCUUUGCAACCCUUGAUCCUACAACAAGAAGGGUUCAGAUGAAAAAUGGAAGCGAAUUUCUUCUUACAGACACUGUUGGUUUCAUCCAAAAGUUGCCAACUACUCUGGUUGCUGCAUUCAGAGCUACAUUGGAGGAGAUAUCUGAGUCUUCUCUUCUAGUGCAUGUGGUGGACAUCAGCCACCCCCUUGCAGAGCAGCAGAUAGAUGCCGUGGAAAAAGUUCUAGCAGAACUAAAUGUGUCUGAAAUUCCAAAAUUAAUGGUCUGGAACAAGGUUGAUAGGGUUAGUGAUCCACAAAAACUCAAGUUGGAAGCAGAGAGAAGAGAAGAUGUUAUUUGUAUAUCUGCUGUGACUGGCGAGGGAUUACAGGAAUUCUGCAAUGCUGUGCAGGAAAAACUGAAGGAUUCUAUGGUUCCAGUGGAGGCUUUACUCCCAUUUGACAAAGGGGAACUUCUGAGUACUAUACAUCAGGUUGGAAUGGUGGAGAAAACUGAAUAUACCGAGAAUGGGACAUUUGUCAAGGCAUUUGUCCCUCUUCGUUUUGCUAGGCUGCUAACCCCAAUGAGGCAACUGUGUAAAUCGUAACUUCAACUCUCUCCAAUGUAUCCUUUGAAUAGAUCGUGUUAAAUUCGAUGAGGUUUCAGGUGAUUUGGAAGAGAGGUGGCUUUUCAGUGCAGCAUUGCCCGAAUACCAGUGUAUAUAGAAAACCCACUUCGUUAUUCUUAAAGAUGUAACUGAACUUGACGGUAAUAAUGGAAUUCUAGUUUUUAUCCCAGAA